Messenger RNA from Dissoconium aciculare CBS 342.82, 1011 nucleotides. Its product is annotated as scavenger mRNA decapping enzyme. Gene Ontology annotation, molecular function: hydrolase activity; RNA 7-methylguanosine cap binding. Bases 1 to 1011 code for a protein of 336 amino acids. Gene Ontology annotation, biological process: deadenylation-dependent decapping of nuclear-transcribed mRNA. Gene Ontology annotation, cellular component: P-body; nucleus. The record is from RefSeq and is a predicted model, not a curated record. Lineage: Eukaryota; Fungi; Ascomycota; Dothideomycetes; Mycosphaerellales; Dissoconiaceae. The transcript has a single exon.
AUGGCCGAAGCAAACUCCCUGCUGACGCGAUUCAAGCUCGACAAACUUCUCAACACCGACACAGGAGGGCGUCGCAUCGUGCUGUAUGGGACCAUCGAUGACAAGCCCGCCUUGCUUCUCGCCGAGCGUGGCGCAUUCUCUACCGACCCACAAUAUCUGGCGUCGUUCGCCCAACUCCUGACCCGCAUCCAAAACCUUGGCGAUAAUGACAUUUACCGGUGGUAUCUCGCCAACAGCAAGAUCCCCUCCAGCGAAGGUCAAGACGAAGAAGAAGAGAGAAAAGGCUCUCAGACCUCGGGCGCUGCGCCUCCGCCCGACCUCAAGAUCAACCUCAUCUACCCUUGCACCGACAAGCACAUCCGCAAGUACAGCUUCCAACAAUCCCGCGUCGUCCGCGAAACCCCACAAAUCUACUCGCGAUAUGUCCGGCCCUACAUGCAGCUCUGCCGCGAAGAAGGCCGGCUGAACUGGAUCUUUAACAUCCUCGACGGCCGCACCGAGCAAGAGAAUGUUCUCUUCCGCUCCGCCGAGUCCGAUCCAAACAACGACUACCUCCUCCUACCAGACCUGAACUGGGACCGCAGUACGCUCAGCUCCUUGCACCUCCUCGCUCUCGUCCAACGCCGGGACAUCUGGAGCGUACGGGAUUUGAAAAAGAGUCUGGCGCCGUGGCUCCGCCGUCUGCACUCGACGCUUACCAACAAAGUGACCGAACUCUACCCUGGCGUCGAGGGCGACAUGUUGAAGUUCUACAUCCAUUACCAACCGACAUACUACCAUUUCCACAUCCACAUCGUACACGUCAACCUCGAUGCCGGCGCCACGCAAGCCACGGGGAAAGCCCUGGGUUUGGAAAAUGUCAUCUCGCAACUGGAGAAUCUCCAGGGCGGGGAGGAUGCUGGGAUGCAUCUCCUGGAGUUGACGUAUACUGUCGGUGAAGCGAGCGAGCUCUGGACGCAGAUCUACCUGCCGUUGAAGCAAGGCAAGACGCCUACGGUGGGCAGUGGAUGA